Ilex paraguariensis (yerba mate) is the source of this 305-nucleotide messenger RNA. NCBI's taxonomy places the organism in Eukaryota, Viridiplantae, Streptophyta, Magnoliopsida, Aquifoliales, Aquifoliaceae. The record is from the annotation of a GenBank genome assembly.
AUGGCUUUUCUCAUUUUUUUGGACCUAUGGUGUGGAUUUAUUGGUGUUGCCCGCUGUUUUCUUGCUGGUGUUGCUGCCUGUGAUUCAUCGGUGCAGGUUGCUAUAUUGUUGGUCCUCCCCUUGGACCUAUGGUGUGGUUUUAUUGGUGCUUCCCUUGGUGUUGCCCGCUAUUUUCUUGCUGGUGUUGCUGUCUAUGAUUCACCUGCUCCCCUCUGUUGUAAUGUUGUUGUGCCUGCUUCCUUCUGUUGCAGCAUUGCUUCCUUCUGUUAUAGUGCUCCCGCUGCCCAUCUCUAUGACCCCACUUU